AACGUGCUCGUGCGGGAAAUCGAUGGAUAAAGAAGUGGAGUUGCUGGUAGAAUCCAAGGAAAAGCCUGAAGAACCCAAAUAUGAUGGUGUUUUUGUUAAAGGGGAUGCCAUGUUCUUGAUCUUCGAUGACUUGAAAGUGCUCCGAAGCUCUCCAAGUGACUCUCUUCAACUACUCCUCAAACAUCGACACAAAGACCUCAGCAAAAUCAAUGGAAUGUCUAAACAUGUCAGCACACAGAAGAUAUUUCACAUACUAAAGCAAGCAUUAACAUCUGAAUCGCCUCUAAGUGAUGUAUUAUUAGAAAACAGGGAAUCAAAGCCAUCCUACUCUUUCUCACCAUAUACUAGCCCAAGUCAUGGGAAAGAUUGUGUGAAAAUCAAGGUAAUAGUGAGCAAAUCACAGAACAAGGUUUUGUUUGCUGAAGUUGAUGGAGAUUUUGUGGAUUUUCUAGUGAGCUUCCUUACAACACCUCUUGGGUCUAUUCUGAACCUUAUGGACGGCAAAUUAUCCUUGGGAAGCAUUGAUAACUUGUAUGCAAGUGUGAAGGAUCUUGAUUCGUCGUGGUUCAUAGGGUCAUCAAACAAAUCCUUACUGAAUCCAAAGGUCGCUCCUCAAUUUGGCUGUAGGAACAAUCCGUUAAAUGCUUUGCAAGAAGACAACACUCCUAAGUAUUGGUACGGCACUCCAGUAGAGAAAUAUAAUAUGGAAAAUGAUGAAAAGAAAAAGAUUUCAAAGAAAAAAGAAAUGUUACGAGAUCCUCCACAAGAAAUGAAACUUUUUGACCCAAGAUCUUCUGUUGUCGGAAGUGAUGUUCAUCAGAAAUACGAAUUUAUGAAGAGGCCGUGCUUAUUUGUUGUGACAGACGAUCUGAAAGUGAUACCAAUAACAACUGCUUCUAGCUUUCCAUAUCCGAAAGAGUUGGGGAACUUCAAGUUGGAUGAUGUAGAGGAACAUAUGGUGAAAAUCAGAAAGAAGUCACAUGAGGCACUGAACCUGUUGAGGGCUUCUUUGACGUGCAAAGAAGCUGCUUUGACGCAAAGCCUAUUCUACCUGUUGAGGAAAUGGAAAUACCAAAGAUGGAUUCCAUUUUGGAGUGUACUGAGAAGGAAGAAAAAGAGACACGGAAACCAAAAAGAAGUGGAAGAGAAAGAGAGUGAGGGUGCGGAGAAAAAGAGACAUGGAAACCAAAAAGAAUUGGAAGAUAAAGAGAGUGAGAGUGCGGUAGUAUGUGGUAUGAGAAACAGAAAAAAAAGAUAAGAAACGAGGUGGAAGAAAAAAUAAGCACAUGUUAACAAUAGCGGGAGAAGCCAAAUGAUGAAAUUUAAGCCAAAACUUUAUGCUACUUAGAAUGUUUGGUUUGUGAU
Cajanus cajan (pigeon pea) is the source of this 1365-nucleotide messenger RNA. RefSeq lists its product as uncharacterized. The record is from RefSeq and is a predicted model, not a curated record. Lineage: Eukaryota; Viridiplantae; Streptophyta; Magnoliopsida; Fabales; Fabaceae.